Actinia tenebrosa (Australian red waratah sea anemone) is the source of this 3073-nucleotide messenger RNA. Its product is annotated as carboxy-terminal kinesin 2. NCBI's taxonomy places the organism in Eukaryota, Metazoa, Cnidaria, Anthozoa, Actiniaria, Actiniidae. The record is from RefSeq and is a predicted model, not a curated record. Gene Ontology annotation, biological process: microtubule-based movement. Gene Ontology annotation, molecular function: microtubule motor activity; ATP binding; microtubule binding.
GUUCGAGUGAAGAUAGAUCGUUUUAAAAAGUCGUUUUUAUGGUUUGAUUUCGAGAAAAACUAAUAAAUCUUCGCAAUUCUUAUUCUUUUCGAGAACUUAAAGAAAAAUCUUAACUGUUUUUUUUCUUCCUGAAAAUGGAUCCUGUAGAAACGAGAUCACCUUUACAAACGCAAGACCAAAAUGUCAUGGCCAAGCGUCUACCCCAACCGAGUAAACUGCGCCCCCCAUCUGCUGUAAAGAGACCAUGCGUCAAAGACUCGAUGGAUGAGCCAAAGCUUAAGGCACCAAAAUGUGACCUAGCUAUCCCAAAAUCCAGUGCAGGAUCAUCAGCAAAACCUCAGUUGCCCACUGCUCUUCGUAGACAAACAUCUUCAGCUGUUGUUCGUAGAACCACCACUACCAAAAACAACAUGCCUCCUCCUAGCACAGUAAAGCCUGUUGGGAGCACUCUAAGAAGACAGACUUCAGCCAAUUCACUCAAAAAAGGGACUGCGUCAUCAAAUACAAAGACUGCUGGCAAGGCAACAAGCUCUAAGUUGAGUAAUGGGGAGGCUAAACAGCUGCCAAAAGUCCCAGGACAAGGCAAAAAGAGAUCCACGUGGGAUUACAAAGGACGGCUUGAAGACAUGGAGAAUUAUUUGUCCAAUACAAAAUAUUUGAUGGACGACAUGAAUAAAUCAAUGAACCACAACAGAGAACGAAUUGAAUACCUUGAAUCAGUAAAGAAAGAACUUGAAGGAACCAUUGAAGUCAAACAUCAGCAAAGUGAACAGGCGUCGGCCAGAAUCCAAGACUUACAGGCACACAUACUCAUUACUGAAGAAGAACUCAAUUCCUUGAAGUUGAGGCAUGAGUUUGAGAUUGAGGUCAAAGAGAAUAAAAUCAAAUCACUGGUUAAAGAGAAAGAAACCCUGGAGAGAGACCUGAAGGUUUCAGAGAAUGAAGUUAUGGCAUUAAAAACUGCGAUUGCGCAGAUAACUGCACAGACAUCUGGUUUAAACGCUGAACUUGAGGCGACAAAGAUUAAUCUCCAAUCGAACAUCGAACUAAAUCGAUGUAAGGACGAGAGAAUAGCCAAGUUACUAAAAGAGAUCGAAGAACAACAACAUCUCAUAGAUGAGAAAGAUUCCAAACUGCGAGACGAAGAAACAAUUCGUAGGAAGCUCCACAACGCAAUCCAAGAGUUAAAAGGCAAUAUACGAGUCUUUUGUCGCGUCCGUCCCGCACUGGAAGCCGAAAAAAAUCUUCCUCUGGCAAACUUCACUUUCACGGAUGAAGAUAGGGGCAUAAUCGUAGAACAGUCCAUUGCGUCCGAAGACGUCGCUGGAAACAAAAAAGCUGCAUCUCGCUACGAGUUUUCGUUCGAUAAAAUUUUCGACAAGGGCUCUGAACAAAACGACGUCUUCCAGRAGAUUUCCCAGUUAGUACAAUCAGCUCUGGAUGGGUAUAAUGUCUGUAUAUUCGCGUACGGCCAAACUGGUAGCGGAAAGACCUUCACCAUGGAAGGUAACCAUGGUAAUCAUGAUCAACGUGGAAUGAUCCCCAGAUCCAUGGAACAGGUGUUUGAAACAGCAGCUAGGCUUCAGGAGAAAGGAUGGAAGUACACAAUGGAAGCUAGUUUUCUCGAGAUUUACAACGAGACGAUUAGAGAUCUCCUUGGUUCGGGUGAUGAAAGUGUGAAACACGACAUCAAGAUCGUUAAUAAUGGUAAAUCAAAUACCGAACCCACUGAAGUGAUGGUCACUAACUUGAAAUCUUUCGAAGUAACAGCAGUAACACAGGUGUCAGACUUACUGCAAAAAGCCACCCAAAACCGCGCUGUAGCUGCAACCAAAUGCAAUGAAAGAUCGAGCCGUAGUCAUAGCGUGUUCAUUUUAAAACUUACGGGCGAGAAUAGCCUUACAGGAGAAAAGUGCCAAGGCACUCUAAACUUGAUAGAUCUAGCUGGUUCCGAGCGUUUGAGCCAGUCUUGUUCAAAGGGUGAGAGGCUCAGAGAAACUAAGAACAUCAACAGUAGUUUGAGCAAUCUCAGUAACGUUAUAAUGGCUCUUGCCAAUAAGGAUUCAUUCGUCCCUUAUAGAAACAGUAAAUUGACAUAUCUUCUAAAAAACUCUCUCGGCGGAAACAGCAAAAGCCUGAUGUUUGUGAAUGUUUCUCCACGAGAAGAAUCCUUCCAAGAGACGCUCUGCUCGCUGAGGUUUGCAACGAAGGUUAAUCAAUGUAAUAUUGGGACCGCUCAAAAGAAAGUCGUAAAAUAAGAUAAUUACUUCCAAGAUUUUCCUUCUCUACGUUGUCAGCCUCAGACUCCUGUUAUUCUUUAUGUGCAUGGCAUUUCGUCGCGCAUGCGCAGAAAGAAUGACAGGCUCCUGGAGUCGAGAGUGACCUCACAAUGUAUAUAAUAGUAACGCCCUGAAACACCCUCGGUUUCGUUAUGUUAUCGAGGAGGCCUGGGUACGAAAUUGUUCAAGGAAGUAAAUUUUGACGUAAUUAUUGUAGAUAAUGGUGAUUGCAUUGAGAAGAAAUCGUCUCGAGAGAGCGUCCACUUUGAUAAACCUCUAUAUCCGUAGGCAACGCUCUUGAUAUGGGUAGCCAAUCAUAAUGUAAAAAGGACAUUUAAAGCGUGCAGUCACAUGCCAAGUACUUCUUUUUAACUGCCAGGACUGUGCUGAUGAAGCCCAGAUUUGUGUGAAUGCAAUUUUUAAUUUAAAAUAAACAAUAAUUAGAUUACUCACCUGACCUAUACAACUAUAUAACCCUGUAUAAGGCGGACGUAAAAGAUCCACUGAAGACGCUGGUGACGACCAUCUUCAGUGCCCGUGCUAUACAGGACCCACUGUAACUGGCUAUACUGUUGUGGUGUUCUACCCUCAUGGGAAAAAUAUCAUAAAUCAUAAAUCAGCUAGUUAUAAUUCAAGAAGUCUGGCUUAUUGGCUUCCGUCAAUCAGAUUUCCAACGGUCUGAAUUAUAAAUUUUUUGAUUGCAAAACGAAAAGAAAAAAUGAAAGGAGACGGUCCAAAAUGGGUGUAAGAUAAAUCGCUGUUUUGGGCGUCUCGUUUUCCCAUUCAAAAUAAGA